Messenger RNA from Microthlaspi erraticum, 894 nucleotides. Lineage: Eukaryota; Viridiplantae; Streptophyta; Magnoliopsida; Brassicales; Brassicaceae. The record is from the annotation of a GenBank genome assembly.
AUGGCUCGUAGGCAGAGUGAUUGCCUCACUAAGUAUUUAUUAAAUACUUACGCAACUCCAUUCCAAUGUGUUGCAGUUGCUCAUGUUCGGGUCCAUGCAGUGAGAUGGACGGAGCUCCUAGAGGUCGUGGCGCGAGAGGGCGCGGUGCUAGAGGUCGUGAGUUGGCCGUGGCGGCAGAGCUGGUGGAGGCCGAGCAGGCCGAGGUCGUGGUCGUGGACUUCCGGAGGAGUCGGGAGAGAGUGCGGCACCGAGUGUGCAUACUGCGUCGGUGACCCAGUCAGUGAUGCCAGUGCGAGUGUUGGUUUGGGAGCGGGGGCUGCUCCGGGUGGGGGUGGCGCUCCGGCUCCGGGUCAUGAUGACUUAGUGGUGGGGUUGCUGACGCAGCUGUUGGCUCGUUUUCCGCCGGUGGUUCCACAGGGGGCUCCAGGAGUACCGCCAGUGGCAGAGGUGCAGCAUGUUGCUGCAGGCGUUGCGCAGCCGGAGGCUGUGGAUGCGGGUGUGACCAGUUAUUUGGAGUUUAUGGGCCACAUGCAGAAGAUUGGUACGCCUUUCUUCGAGGGUAGAGUUGGUCCAGAGGAGGCAGACGCGUGGCGUCAGAGAGUGGAGCGGAACUUUCAUUCGAUCCGUUGUCCGAUAGAGUACUGGGUGGAGUUAGCGGUCCACUAUUUGAGUGGCGAUGCUCAUUUGUGGUGGCAGGCCGCGGUGGGCCGGAGGGCAUUUUGGACUUGGGGCGACUUCCUUGUGGAGUUCAACGCCAAGUAUUUCCCGAGGCAGGCUCGUGAUCGUCUUCAGAUGCGGUUUAUGGGCAUUGAGCAGGGUUCGCGUUCUGUACGCGAGUAUGAUGAGGAGUUCAGCCGUCUGUUAGUGCAUGCGGGCUUUGGUAUGGAGGUCUGA